Episyrphus balteatus (marmalade hoverfly) is the source of this 2696-nucleotide messenger RNA. RefSeq lists its product as uncharacterized. NCBI's taxonomy places the organism in Eukaryota, Metazoa, Arthropoda, Insecta, Diptera, Syrphidae. The transcript is spliced from 7 exons. The record is from RefSeq and is a predicted model, not a curated record. Bases 729 to 2303 code for a protein of 524 amino acids.
UCCAGAGCCGACAAAGCUGCCUGCCAGCAUCCAGAGCCAGCCAACAGCACAUAUUCAAACAGGCAGUAGAGGCACAUAUCCAUAUAGAAGAAAAUACGUAAACUACUACCAGUUGGUUGGGAUUCAUUCAGUCUUUCCCGGAGAACGUUUAAGAUAAGUUCUAAUAUCAAAAAAUAAGCAAAAUCCAUCGCUAGAUAUAGAAAUUCCGUGCGCAAAUUUUUUAAUAUAUUAAAUAAAGGACAGAAAGAAAAAAAAAACGGUAUAGUGUUUAAGAAAAGGCCAUUUUAUUAAUAAUUAUAAACUAUACUUUUAUUUCUUUCCACACACCCAGUGUAAUUCUUCGAAAUUUGGUUUAUAUAUAUUUUAUAUAUUUUAUUUAAACUCAGAAAAAAAGUACAAAGUUUUAAAGUUUAUCUGCAUAUUCCAACUCUGUGCAGCAAAUCAAAUAGAUUAAUCAAGCCCGUGAGCGUAACACACGGUGUAGUGAAAUAGUUUAAAAAAAAAAAAACAAAAAACAAAAAUUUAAAUUAAAUAAAUUUUCGGUUUGAAAAUUUCAUUGAUUUUGAUCUAAGUUAUUGUUGCUCGAUAAUUAAUUGUCACUUCAUUUCAAAGCGGAAGAGAAUAAUAAUUCCGUUUUUUUCAUUCAAAAAUAAAAAAAGAUAUUCAACUUCAUUGUUUAUCAUAAUUAUUUUUAAAUUUUUGAGAAGUGAAAAAAUAACUCAUCAACUAUGCGGCACUGUACAAAAAAGGUUCAUUAUCAUGCAACCAGAAUCAUUCAAAUCAUCCUACUUCUGAUUUUUUCACUGAGAACCUGUUCAGUUAACGGUCAAAUAUCGCAUCAUUCAGAAUAUGAAAUUGCAACCGGGCGCCGCAGUGGUGUUGGGUCGAAUGGUGUUGGUGCUAGUGGUAGUGCUGCCACCAGCGAUAGUAACGAAGAUGAAAGCAUAAGCAAUCAACCGAAUGGAAUGCAUACAAACGGUGAGAUACUUGGUCCUAAAUCAUUCCCUUUGAGUGCACAAGAACCAAGUUGUGAAGAACUACGUGCUAUGUGGAUAUUUUCUAAAAGACAAUCGAGAGCUGCAGAAAUGUCCAAUGAAAUACCAACAUAUCGCGACCCCUUCGCAUAUAAUGUAUGGGAACCAUAUCCUUCAGGACGAGGCAUUGGAUCACGAACAAUUUCGCAUUAUCGAGAACCUGCUCGACCAGUGUUUGGUCGUGUUAUUAGUCGCGAACCUGUUGUCUUACAACGAUUACCCGUACGUUCAAGAAUUUUGGAGGAUGUACCACCAAGAAUGUAUGGAUCAGAGAGUCGAUCAGCAAUGCCAUCAAUAUCUAGUGGAGUUGGACCAAGACGUUAUAUGCAAUAUAGAUUUGGCGGCUCACCUAAUGGCAAUGCUCAGGCCAAUACCAAUAAUCAAAUUCUUGUUCAUCAGGGUAGUUUUCAAAAAUUAAAAGAGCUUAUAUGGACUGAACGUGCCAAAGAACUAACACAACAGAGGAAAGCUGAAGAAUUGGCAGCACGAGCAGCAGCACUUAAAGAAAUUGCAGCUGGUCAAUUGAUAAAUAGGCAACUAGAGCAAAAUGAUGAACCAAUGCUCAAUGAGGAAAAUCUCAGCCCCGACCAGCAGGAGCAGCAUUACCACCAUAAUACCGAUAGCAGAAUAUCAAUUGGUAAUAGCCAACAACCAGGAGGAAUAAAAUCGAUUUUCUCUGGCAAUCCAUCGAAUCCGAAUUCUGCACGCUCUGGUAGGCUUUCAUUGCCAAGCAUGAUUGGAAGUGAUGCCAGAGAACGAGGCAACUUACAAAGAAGUUUCCCUAUGCGCCCAUCACACUUUCGUGAACGCAAUCGAGUACUGUUCCGGCAAUCAACACCCUCAGAUUAUUACCAACGUGAAUCAAGAAGUGAACCAUUGAAAACCAUACCAUAUGAACAACAAUUCGAUAUAAAAUCUAGACCUAACAACCCUGCCAAUAAUAGAGAUAUAACAUUCGGCAAUAAUAAUAACAAUGACAUCCAGUACCAGACAAACAUUCCUAUUUCGAAUAAUGAUAUUCAACAACAAUCAACGGAAAUGCAACAACAAUUAGCCGAUCUGUAUCAGAAAUUAUAUCAAAUUGAUCAAAUAUCCUUUUUGGCAGCAGGAUAUCCAUCGAUAUCUUCUGCAAAAACAAAAUUGAAUUAUGACGACAACAAUAAUAUUAUUGUAAGUGAUGGUAAUGGUAAUGGCAACAGCCGCAAACGUAGGAGUGUUUUGCCUAAUAUUAAUUAUGUGGAACAUCCAUUAAGUAGUGAUAGCUACUAAAGAAAUUAUGAUUUUAUUCUUAUUAAAAACAAAAAAAAUUAUCAAAUUCAAAUAUAAAUGAAGCUUAUUGUCAUUCCAACCUUGGCUGUUAAAAAAAAAUAAUUAUAAAUGACCUUUAUUUUAUGUAAAUUUGAAUGAAACGAGGGUAAGCUAAUAUAUACAUAAAUUAUAUACAUUCAUAUAUACAAAAAUUUAAAAUACUCAAAAAUCUAUUCAUACUUCAAGAUAAUAAUUAUCAAAAACAAUGCAAAUUGUUAUGUUAAAACCUUUAGAAUAGCAAUGUUUCAAGUGUUACGAAUAUGAAAGCAUAUUGUCAAUACUGAAUUGUUUGGAUCUUAAAUUAUGUAUGUUUAAAUAUUCUUGUUUUUUUUUUUAAUUUCUUUUGCAUAUCUU